GGUGCUACUGUUACCAGAUGCUUCUCUGGCUCUGAAAACACCGUCCCUUCAUUUGGAAAAGAUGAAUUACCCAACCGCAUGGCGAGUGCUGCCUCAAAGCAGGGGUUCUCUAUCUACAUAGAUGAAGCAGAACAGAAAGAAAACUACAACUGCCCAGUGGCUGAAGAGCUGGAGCCAAGCCUGUGUGAACUGGAUACUAGUGCAAUGACAUCCAGUAUUCACCUGCUGCUGGAUCUGAGUACAGGAUCUCCUAUGGUAGUGGACACAUCCUUCCAGUCCCAGCCUGAGGAUCACAUGGAAGAUGUCAUAACUCUGACUGUGGGAGAGUAUGCAGAAGACAUUCAUCAGUACCUCCGAGAGGCUGAAGUCAGGUUCAGGCCCAAGCCCUACUACAUGAGGAAGCAGCCAGAUAUCACAACAAGAAUGCGUGCCAUCUUGGUAGACUGGCUGGUGGAAGUAGGGGAAGAAUAUAAACUUCGGACAGAGACUUUGUACUUGGCAGUGAACUUCCUGGACAGGUUUCUUUCCUGCAUGUCCGUUCUCAGGGGGAAGCUGCAGCUUGUAGGAACAGCAGCAAUUCUUCUGGCUGCGAAAUAUGAAGAGAUCUACCCGCCAGAAGUGGAUGAAUUUGUGUAUAUAACAGAUGAUACCUACACAAAGAGGCAGCUGCUAAGAAUGGAACACCUGCUUCUCAAAGUGUUGGCUUUUGACCUAACAGCCCCAACCAUCAACCAGUUCCUCCUUCAGUAUAUUCAGAGGCAUGGAGUCUGUAUGAGGACAGAGAACUUUGCAAGGUAUCUUGCAGAGCUCAGUCUCCUUGAAGCUGAUCCUUUUCUGAAGUACCUUCCUUCACAAACUGCUGCAGCAGCCUACUGUCUAGCAAACUAUACAGUGAACAAGUCUUUCUGGCCAGAAGCACUUGCUGCAUUCACUGGAUAUUCAUUGAGUGAGAUAGUGCCUUGCCUGACUGAUCUGCACAAAGCAUGCCUUGAUGCUCCACAUGGCCAACUGCAAGCAAUUAGGGAGAAGUACAAGCGCACAAAGUACCUGCAGGUGUCUCUUCUGGAGCCCCCAGCAGUUCUUCCUCUACAAUAGAGGCUGUGGAUCCUGGACUUGAAGUUUUUUGUCCCAGUCAGCAAAGCUGGUCUAACAUUUCAUGGAGCGCUGCAGGUCAUGUGUCUAACCAUAGUGAUCAGA
Messenger RNA from Pterocles gutturalis (yellow-throated sandgrouse), 1197 nucleotides. It is a transcript of the gene CCNA1, whose product is annotated as cyclin A1. Gene Ontology annotation, cellular component: nucleus; cytoplasm; cyclin A2-CDK2 complex. Gene Ontology annotation, biological process: regulation of cyclin-dependent protein serine/threonine kinase activity; mitotic cell cycle phase transition. The annotation marks the transcript as partial. Gene Ontology annotation, molecular function: cyclin-dependent protein serine/threonine kinase regulator activity. The record is from RefSeq and is a predicted model, not a curated record. NCBI's taxonomy places the organism in Eukaryota, Metazoa, Chordata, Aves, Pterocliformes, Pteroclidae. The transcript is spliced from 7 exons.